AUGAGUCGCAAUCUCUUCCCUGCUAUUUUCGCUAUUGGCGUGGGAGUCUUCACAGGCUACUAUACUUUCCAACCGACAUUCCAGCAACUUCAAUAUGAGAGACAGCAGUCUCAGAAGACCUCGCCUCCGUCUGAUCCUGUUGCUCUAAAGCAGGACACCAGUGCUCUCACCAAAUCUGACUUUCAGCAAGAUCCCAAGUCCACUCAAUGA
Molecule: messenger RNA, 210 nt
Organism: Penicillium roqueforti
Lineage: Eukaryota; Fungi; Ascomycota; Eurotiomycetes; Eurotiales; Aspergillaceae
Exons: 2
Coding region: 1-210 (69 amino acids)
Source: RefSeq, a predicted model, not a curated record